CGCGGCUCCAGUCAGCGCGGACCAGCAGCGGGGCCAGACGGAGCUGCAGCGGAAACACACGCAAAUCAGGACUUUUAUUCCGACCAGAGACACUUUUGCUUGGGGAACUCGACGGAGCGAUACUUUUUCUCCCUCUCUGGAGUUUGGAAAGCUGUCUUUUUUUUCUUUUUUUGGUCUUUUUUUUAUUUUUCCCACUUCCACCCCCACCCCAGAUAUGGACAGUCGGCGCCCCGCCGCAGGCAGCCUCCGGCCGGCGAGCGCGCAGCAGCAGUCCCGGGACUAGAACCGAGAGCUGGAUGUUUGGAUGAAGCGCCGCGCCGCUCCGACACUCGCUUCUGGGACGCCGUGGAUUUACCAGCAGGUCCAGGUCCAGGCUCGCAACACACGGAUUUAUUACGCUUCUCAAGUUGCAGGAAAAAAACCAUGGAGACUGUAAGUCGGCAGAGCUUCCAGCCUCACCCGGGACUGCAACAAACUCUCAAGCAGUUCCACCUCAGCUCCAUGAGCUCGCUGGGCGGCCCGGCGGCUUUCUCUGCCCGGUGGCAGCAUGAGCUGCUGUUCAAGAAGGACGGCAAGGAGCCGGAGCCCGUCCUGCAGCAGCUGCCCCCGCCCGCCAUGCCCGGGCCGCUCUUCCUGCCCUCGGACCGCUCCACGGAGCGCUGCGAGACGGUGCUGGAGAGCGAGACCAUCUCCUGCUUCGUGGUGGGCGGGGAGAAGCGGCUGUGCCUGCCGCAGAUCCUCAACACGGUGCUCAGGGACUUCAGCCUGCAGCAGAUCAACUCGGUGUGCGACGAGCUGCACGUCUACUGCUCGCGCUGCACGGCGGACCAGCUGGAGAUCCUCAAAGUGAUGGGCAUCCUGCCCUUCUCGGCGCCGUCCUGCGGCCUCAUCACCAAGACGGACGCGGAGCGGCUGUGCAACGCCCUGAUCUACGGGGGAGCCUACCCGCCGCGCUGCAAGAAGGAGCCGGGCAGCGGCCACGGCGGGCUGGAGCUGCAGCUGUCCGAGCGCAGCUUCAAGGUCUACCACGAGUGCUUCGGCAAGUGCAAGGGCUUGCUGGUGCCGGAGCUGUACGGCAGCCCCGGCGCGGCCUGCAUCCAGUGCCUGGACUGCAGGCUCAUGUACCCCACGCACAAGUUCGUGGUGCACACGCACAAGGCGCAGGAGAACAGGACCUGCCACUGGGGCUUCGACUCCGCCAACUGGAGGGCGUACAUCCUCCUCGCUCAGGAUUACACGGGGAAGGAGGAGAAGAGCCGCCUGGAGCAGCUGCUGGACGAGAUCAAGGAGAAGUUUGACUUCGCCAACAAGUACAAGAGGAAAGCUUCGUCCAGGGCGCACGAUCCCAUCCCGAUGAAGAAACCCAAACACGAAGACGUCCCGUCCCAGUCGCCGGCGGCCGACAGAGAGAAGCACCACGACUGGCUCCAGUCGCUGUCCGCCCCCAGCAAGGGCAUCAACUGCAUCCAGCCCCGACAGAGGCCCUCGGCGUUCAGACCCUGGUCCCCGCACAUAUCUGCUGGCGACAAGGAGCCCCCCUGCCACCCCCUGGCCCUGCUGAGAGACAGCUUCUACAACUACAAGAGUCUGGAGAAUGCCGUGGCCCCCAAUGUCGCCCUCACACCGCUGCCCAUGGGAAAGAUGGGGCCCCUGUCCCCGUCGGUGCCGAGCACUUCCCACCCGAGCGGAGGCGAGCCCCCAGCGGAGGCCGCCGACUCCAGGCCUCGCAAGAGAAAAGCUACAGAAGAGCUGCCGCCCCUGGCACCAGAGGUCCCCUGCCCUCCAGCCUCCUCUACCAGCAAGCUGCCGCCGCCACCACCACCGCCGCCGCCGCCUCAGGAAGACAAGGACUCUGAGGUGGAGAUAGAGGUGGAGAGCCGCGACGAAUUCACUUCGUCUAUGUCCUCCCUGUCGUCGCCGUCCUUCACUUCGUCCAGCGGCUCCGCCAAGGACCUGAGCUCCCCGGGGGCCCAGGGGCCCGCCUGCACGAUCACGUCGGCCGAAUGCACGGCCCCGGCGGCGGCGCCCGUCGCCGCCCCCGUGACCCCGCCGGAGCUGGGGCUGGAGUCGGAGCUGGAGAGCCUGCGGCAGGCGCUGGACACCGGACUGGACUCCAAGGAGUCCAAGGAGAGGUUUCUGCACGAGAUUGUGAAGAUGAGAGUGAAGCAGGAAGAGAAGCUGGGGUCAGCCCUGCAGGCCAAGCGCAGCCUCCAGCAGGAGCUGGAGUUCCUGCGGGUGGCCAAGAAGGAGAAGCUCCGGGAGGCGACCGAGGCGAAGCGAAACCUGAGGAAAGAGAUCGAGCGCCUGCGAGCCGAGAGCGAGAAGAAGAUGAAGGAGGCCAACGAGUCCCGGAUCCGCCUGAAGAGGGAGCUGGAGCAGGCCCGGCAGCUCAGGGUCUGCGACAAAGGCUGCGAGGCCGGACGGCUCCGCGCAAAGUACUCGGCACAGAUCGAGGACCUCCAGAUGAAGCUGCAGCACGCCGAGGCCGACCGCGAGCAGCUCCGGGCCGACCUGCUGCAGGAGCGGGAGGCCAGGGAGCACCUGGAGAGGGUGGUGAAGGAGCUGCAGCAGGAGCUCUGGCCCAAAUCCAGCGGCAAAGACGGGGCGUCCAAGCACAUGGCGGCUGACAACUGAGCCAGCGGGAAACCUCAGUGCCCGACAGCUUCCCCGCCAUCACCCCACAACACAUUUCUGGCCAUAAAACACGCGCUGAAGUCCCGGGCGUCCGCCGCGCCCCCCCGGAACAGUUUCAGUUAAACCUCGCCUUCUGACCAGACACAGAUGAAAUGAGGCCCAUUAAAGCACCUUCGGCACUCGCAGGAAUGAAAACCGGAUCACAGCAAAUACGAAGAAAGAAACUGCAUCUUUAUUUUUGCCCCCCCCCCCACCUUCCCCCGACCGGGAAAUCGGACCGGGCCUUGGAACCGCACGAACGUGAUCCUGUUGUUUCACAGGUGGGCGGAUCUGAACCCCGGGACCCCCCCUCCCCCAAAAGGCCCGCACAGCUUCUCCUGAGGAAUUUAGAGACUUUAUAAGCUAUUUAACAGACUACAUAGUGAUAUGUAAGCAGCAGGAUCCGCUGUUCCUCCGCGCUCCAAGACUCAAGUUAAGAAGAAGAAGAACAGAACAUAUAAAUGGACUUCCGACAGCGCCACUGUGGUUUUGUUUGUUCCCCAGGAGGCCACUGAAGUCCGUCUCACAUCGUUGGAUUGCAGACUCGUGUAUCUUGCAUUUCCUGCUGCUCGCUCGGGAUCGAACCUCCGGACUGAGGAACGCAAGUUGUAACACUUAAAGGCACCUUUUUUUCUUACCCAGCGAGCACUUGUUCUGGAUGAUCGGUGCCAGAGUCCAGCACUCUCCGCCUCACACGUACACGCAGGUCGCCAUGUAAGGGUUUUUAUUUCCUUUCUUUUCUUUUAUUUGGGGGGAGCAAAACUCCGACUUUCAAAAAGAAGAAAAUAACUCCGGACGUGAGCGUGGCCUUGUUUCCUUGUCUUGACUCUUUGAGUGAUCGGUGGCAUGUUUUUACUCCACUCGGCGUCAUCUUCAUCUUCAUCCCCCUCCUCAUCAUCUGUGAAGUCGCAGUGGCCUGGACAGACUUUCUAACCACAAAAUGUUCAUUUUAAUUAAAUUAAGGUUUGUAAAUAUGAAUACGUCUUUUUGUACUUUACAAUAAUGAAUCGCACUUUUCAUAACAAGAUACUGUCAGAAUGCAUUAUUGUACCACCUGCUAUCGUUUCCCGCCUCUCUUUCGUAUUGCGCGCGGCCGCCGCCGCCGCGGGAAUCCAGUCGGGCGUUCUAUCGAUCACGCGUGCCGCCGGUAGAUUUAACGCUCCGUUUUCUUACAGCAAAGUAUUGUAAAUAAAGAAAAAAUAAAGUCUGUUGCUUGCCGACGGCAGGUUGGAAUAUUUUGGCGUCCAGCGUCCUCCCGUCCCGUCCCGACCCGUGGCGGCGGCGCUCGGGCUGCCGGCCCGGGACCCGGGCAGGGGGCGGCAGGGCGCUGGAUCGCUGCGGGCGCAUGAACAAACCGUAGAGCUGACUUCUCGGAGAGGGCGGGGGCCGUGAAGCUGCCACCACGCAGAGCAGUCAGAAUGUACAUUGUGUUUUUUUUUGCUUCGGUUCUGGAUGUCGUUUUCAACGUGGAGAUAUUUUAUUGCUCGUCUGUUUGUUUCACUUUUUUUCAAUAGAAAACUCAUAUUUUUCUUUAUGCAUGACAUUUUGACAAGGUUUGCCAUACAUAUAGUCAGUUAUUGGGCAUUGAUUACUGUACAUGUAAGGGUUUUAUUGUGUUAUGUAAUAUAAAGCAACUUGUCUUAUUUAGCAGAGGAAAGCAUUAUUAUUAAAACAAAAAAACGACAAAAAAAGGCAAACGCUGUAUUUUGUUUUUAAGGAAAAAAAAAAACCUUCACACUUGGAAAAAAACUAAUAAUAAUAAUAAAAAAGAGGAAAAAAAAAAUCAAUGCAAUGCUGGAAAACCUCAAGUGCCUGGAUGUGGGCCAAAGGUUUCCAGAGUAGGAACGCUGAUGAGGCCCUCUCGUCAAUUUCCUGUUUGCAGGUUUCAAAUUAAAAGCCCCGUCUGUGCUCUGCAGCUCUUUCAGUCAGUAUUCCUUGAACCAAGAAGUUUACACGUUUUCUUUCAUUCUUCGGUGCAGAGAACAAUUGAACAAAAGCUAUGUUAUUUAGACCUUUUUUUUUCUUAACGAAUGCUUUACUCCGUUUGAGAUCAGUGAUGUGCAUGUUCAGACAAUUUUUAUAGCAGAUUUUUGCAAAGCCUCUCGCGUCGGUGAAUUGUUACUUUGGAUUUGUACAUAAAGACCGAACUGUCGAUGCCCACUUUUACCCAUCAAGCAUCACAAAGAGGGCGUUGUCGCCGCCCGGCCAUUUCUUACCCGGCGUCGCCGACGUCGUCUGCAGAACAAGCUGUCCGUCACUUUGGCGGACCCAAAUUGGUACAUUUUGUAGAACUUUUUACGCUCAAACGAGCCGAUAGCUUCUGUGUAGUUUAUGUUACAAAGGCGUUCUUUUUGGGGGAAACAAUAAGAUUUGGCUUCUUGCGCUCUCUCCCUGGUAAAAGAGGAGAAGUGCAGUUUUAUGAUGUCUCGCUUUCUAAACCAUUUUUGCUACAUAAUUGGCGGUAAAGCAGCAAUAACAGUCCAUCUUAACAGAAAAGUACUAGCCAGUGUGAAGAUUUGAAUAAGAAUUUACAAAUGUAAAUAUUUUUGUUUUUUUUCAUUUACAAUAUUGUGUAAUAUAUGUACAUGGUGUUUCCUUUUCUCAAAGAUAUCUUUUCUUACAAUAGCUGUUUUGUUUCUUUCUUUUUUUUUUAAGUUUGUGCUUGAACUAAAAUGUUUCGGAGACAGUUGAUGCUGUGCGUAAGAGAAUAUUCCCACAUGAACAUGUUAACCCAGUUCUUUCUUUCUUUUUUUUUUUUUUUUACUGUAGGUUCUUUAUAUCGAAUGACGUUUUUUCACCAGUUCAUAUGUAUUUUUAGCAGUACGUUUGGUAUCUUAUGGAGGACCGGCAGUGUGCGGUCCAUUUCCUCCUCAUCCUCAUCCUCGUGUAUCGUUUUAGCCCUGUGCUGCUGCUGAUAUACAGUUCUCCAAGUACUUUUAAGAGACGAGCUUUCUCCAUUUAUUAAUGCUAAAUAUACAGUAUGAACAGAAGCUUGGCUUACUCAUGUAUCUCGGUUGUUUCUUUUCCCACCUUCGUCCUCCUCUAACAACACCACUCCCUUCUCUAACGACAUGGACUAUAUUGUAAAAUAAAGGACUUUAUGAGAUUAUGUUUGAAAAUAGCUCUGCUUAUAUACUACAGUGACUGAAUGUACAGUGUAUAGAUGCAUUACCAGAAAUAAAGUUGUUUGUCCAGA
Messenger RNA from Cololabis saira (Pacific saury), 5869 nucleotides. RefSeq names its product v-ski avian sarcoma viral oncogene homolog a (gene skia). NCBI's taxonomy places the organism in Eukaryota, Metazoa, Chordata, Actinopteri, Beloniformes, Belonidae. Gene Ontology annotation, biological process: negative regulation of BMP signaling pathway. Bases 424 to 2634 code for a protein of 736 amino acids. Gene Ontology annotation, molecular function: DNA-binding transcription factor activity, RNA polymerase II-specific; RNA polymerase II cis-regulatory region sequence-specific DNA binding; SMAD binding. The transcript has 7 exons. Gene Ontology annotation, cellular component: nucleus. The record is from RefSeq and is a predicted model, not a curated record.